GUGGGCGGGGCUCUGCGCGGCGGGGCCGGGCGGGCGGCAGCGGCGGCGCGCUGUCAGGCCGGUGCCGGUGUGAUGAAGAUUGGCGGCAGGGAACUUUCUGAUGGCUGAGCAGUCCCUGCCCGCCGCCGGCCUGCGCCUCCCGCCCCAACCCCAGGAGAUCUGCAGGAAUUCAGCGUCUGUCCCCCAGCCGCGGCCGAUGCGCAGGUGUAGACCCAAACUGUACCACUAACCCACUGUGAGAUCCUGUGCUGGGGAGCUGUCAUUCCUGAGGAGCAGAAGGGGACGGGACGAGAUACAACUGUGGCUUUCCGCCUGUGGAUAUACUGGCAUCGAGCACAUCUUCAUAUUCCAGGCACAUCUCGACUGUGACCCAUACUCAGAAGUUUUGCUUUUGUGGCUGUGGAACAUUUCGUGCAGUGGCUCCUCAAGCACCCACAGACGAGAUAUCCCUGGAGCAUUUUAGUCGGCAGCGGGGAUGGGUAUCUUCGGAGAGAAGAGAAAUAUUUAGCGGUUCUCAAUGUGACUCCUGCCCAGGAUGCACCAUGUCUCCCCGGCACCGGCUCUGACGAUGAUGGCCACCCAGACGGUGCCCCCUCCUCCCUACCAAGACAGCCCACAGAUGACGGCCACAGCCCAGCAGCCCAGCAAGGCUCAGCCCGUGCACCUCUCCGCCGCGCCGGCUCCCACCGCAGCCGUGCCCCCCGCAGCCGGUGACCCGCAGGCGCAGCUGGAGGCCGACAAGCGAGCUGUCUACAGGCACCCGCUGUUCCCACUGCUUACGCUGCUCUUUGAGAAGUGUGAGCAGGCAACCCAGGGCUCCGAGUGCAUCACCUCAGCCAGCUUCGACGUCGACAUUGAGAACUUUGUCCACCAGCAGGAGCAGGAGCACAAACCUUUCUUCAGUGAUGACCCUGAGCUGGACAACCUGAUGGUGAAGGCAAUCCAGGUGCUGCGCAUCCACCUCCUGGAGCUGGAGAAGGUCAACGAAUUGUGCAAAGACUUUUGCAACCGCUACAUCACCUGCCUCAAAACCAAGAUGCACAGUGACAACCUACUCAGGAACGACCUGGGGGGCCCCUACUCCCCCAACCCUUCCUCCAUCAGCCUCCACCCUCAGGAGAUGCUGCAGAGCUCACCUGCGGCGCUCCCGGCCGCCUCCAACCCCCCCCCGGGCAUCGUGGUGCCUGCAGCUGCGCUGCCCUCAGGCAACCUGGCCAUGGGCAGCGGGGCUGGAUCGCCCGCUGUGCCAGGUGGAGCCCUGUACCAGCCCGUGACGAUGGUGACAUCUCAGGGCCAGGUCCUUGCCCAAGCCAUCGCCCCUGGUGCCCUGCAGAUCCCCAAUGCCCAGGUGAACCUGGAUCUCACCUCACUCCUUGAUGGCGAAGACAAGAAGUCCAAGAACAAGCGGGGCGUUCUGCCCAAACACGCCACCAACAUCAUGCGUUCCUGGCUCUUCCAGCACCUCAUGCAUCCCUAUCCCACGGAGGAUGAGAAGAGGCAAAUUGCUGCCCAAACCAACCUGACCCUCUUACAAGUCAAUAACUGGUUCAUCAAUGCCCGCCGGCGCAUCCUGCAACCAAUGCUUGAUGCCAGCAACCCAGACCCAGCCCCUAAAGCCAAGAAAAUCAAAUCUCAGCACCGGCCCACCCAGCGGUUCUGGCCCAACUCCAUCGCUGCUGGUGUCCUUCAGCAGCAAGGUGGCAAUUCGGGGACAAAUCCUGAUGGCUCCCUUGCCAUGGACAACCUGCAGCCCCUCUCAUCAGCCACGGCCACCAUGGCCAUGCAGCAGGCCAUGCUUGCAGCUCAUGAGGACUCCCUAGAUGGCACUGAGGAGGACGACGAUGAGGAGGAUGAGGACGAGAUGGAGGAGGAGGAAGAGGAGGAAGAGGAGCUGGAGGAAGAGCCCGGUGGCCUCCCGACUGCGCCUGGCGCUAACCUUGGCUUGGACCACAGUGACUCACUGGAGUAGCUCACCUUGCGUGCUCCCCAAAUCAUGGAUGGCGCCAGAAGCGACCUCUCCCAGAAUGGCAAAAAACAGCAAGAAAACAACAAAUUGGUGAGGAAAAAAUCUAACUGUGGAGGCCCUGACAGAUGCCCCAUCUGCCUGUGGGUGCACCGGGGCCACCACAUCAGCACAUGGCAGUGAAGGACACGUGUUUACAAGGCACAUAUUGUGGCCGGAUUUUUUUGAGGUUUUCUUUCAGGUUUUAUCCUUGUUAUCUCCCUUUUCCCUUCAUUUUUGGUAAUGAAAGCAUUUAUAGGGGAGGCUGUUUUCCCCACCGUGCUCAGAUGCCACCAUAGGCUGUUGCAUCCUCUUGGAUUUCUUGGUGCAAAAAAACCCCAACAGAAACAGGAUUGAUGUAUUUUUGGGGGAAGCUUCCACAAAAAAAGGUCAUUCAUAUAAACAUCAGCAUGUGGGAAAAAAUUGCCGAGUUCCCAAUUCUGCUUCCUAUCAGAUUGGAGGAAAGUUUCAUGCUUUUGACCCACAGGAUUGCUCACAUCCCCCUGUUUUGGCCCCAGUGCUGUGGCCAUUUGGUGACUCUACGUGCGACUUUCAGGAAAAGGGAGAAAGUCCCCAAACUAUUUAAUUUAUGUGCUAAAAACCCAACAAAUCUGGAAAAAAUAUUCAGCCUUGAACUUCAGGACUGAGACUGGAUGCAAUGUUGGGCUGGAUGUGAGGCUGAGUAAGACCUUUCCAGGGUUUUUUUGGUACCAAAUAGGAAUAAAAUAGCAGCCUUUCUCCGAAAAUUGAAUAGUGAUUUGCCCAGGAGGAAGGAAAUUCAAAAAGAUGGUAUCUCCCCAGUGUCAUCCACCUGUGCAGGAAAACAUUGGGAUUCUCACCCCCAAGUGCCACAAGUGAGCUGUUAGGGGGCAGCUGUACAAAAACACUGUGUUUGGGGGCUUCAAGUGGUAGCAAAAAGGCAAAUUCUGCCUUGAACUGUGAGAAUAAAAGCAGCCCAGGUAACACAGGGCAUCUUCUCAGUUCUGUGGGGGUUUAAAAAAAAAAAAAAAAAAGGAUUUUUUUCUGCCAGUUCUUCCCCAGCAGUGUGGGGUUUGUUCUUCUGUAAUAAGGAAGGAUUUUGUCGGCUGCAUGAAUUGCCAUUUUUGACCCUCUUUUGGCUCUUGAAGAGUUGAGAAGAAACAGCAGCCACAGCCAAACAGGCCGCAGCAACAAAGUGAUGCAAUGGGCAGCAAAGCCUGUUUUUCAAUACUGAUCUGGCGUGAAUGUAAUCUGUAAUUUCAUAAAGGAUUCAUUGUAAUUUAGUAUUAAUUCAUGUCAUUUAUUAUAAAGUGCUACGAGAUGAGGUUUUGCAGCUGUAUUUUAUUGUCAGCUUCUUUCCAGUGGAGGUGAGGGUGAUGAAGGACAAGUGGAGCACCAGAAUGGGUGAAUAACACCAAAAUGGGCAACCCAUAAAUAGGCAAAUUCUCCUAAAAUGAGUGAAUUGCUUCAAAUCCACAGAUGAGUGAUGCAACCCCAGAAGGAUUCGCCCUCUGUGAAGAACUCUGAAACUGGGUGAUUUACCACCAGUAUGAACUAUGCUUCCCCAAAAUGAGGGACUAUCCCCAAAUAUGAACUCUGCUCUCCAGAAAUGCAAUGUGCCUCCAAAUGAGUGACCCUCUCCAAAAUCAGUGGGAGCUGCCCUGACACCAAAAUAAGCACUGUGCCACCGAAUGUUGCUUCCCAAAAAUGAGGAAUGCUCUCCAAAUAUGAUUAACAGUACCCCAGAAUUGGUCUCUUCCCCCAAAAUGAGUGCCUUUUCCCCCAGAUGAGCACCCAAAAUAAGUGACACACCCCAAAGCAGCGUGAUUCUUCCCAAAAUGGAAUCCUUGCCUAUUAAGCACCCAGCAGCUUGUUACCCCAAAAUAUGCCUAUUUUGCAAAAUGCUGAAUAAUCAUGACCCACAAAAAGUACAUUUUUCUACCCCAAAGCUGCAAAACACAGCUUUUUUUACCCUGCGUAAUGCAGGAUGAGAUGGUUUUGGACCUGCUCCAUCCCCUGGUUAACCGGGGAUGCCUCAGUGGAGUGGAGGCUGGAAAUGUGACACCCAUCUUCCAAAAGGGCUGGAAAGAUGAUCAUGGUAGCUACAGACUUGUCAGUCUCAUCUCAGUGCCAGGGAAGGUUAUGGAAUGGAUAAUCUCAGGAGCCAUCACGGAUCAAUUAAAGGUCAGCCAGGGGAUCGAGUCCAGUCAGCGCGGGUUCGUGAAUGAUAGAUCCUGUUUGACAAACCUGAUUUCAUUCCACGACAAGGCAAAUUCUCCCCACUCCCUGCAACACCAUGUGAUCAGCAAAGGAAGCUGCAAAGCUGGAAAUGAAACAGCCCAUCUGCACCUCAAUCACAGCAACAGCUGACGUGUGGAAUCAAACUCUGUAACUCAAGGACGUCUGCAAUUCAUCUAGUCAGUGAAAAAGCUCUGUAGCAGAAAUGCUAAGUCACGGCCUGAAACAGUGAUUGAAGACCUGGUGGGAAGGCAGGGCCAGCCCCGAGCAGCUCAGGUACAUGCAAUGCACUGAGUGAUGGAAGGACUGGAACCAGGAUUAACCCCUUCCCUGACCUCAUUUAAGAGUUGGCAGCAGAGGCAAAAGUAUCUUGCUGGAGAUCCUUGCCUACCUGAGGCCUUUCAAGGUAAGCUGCUUUUUUUUUUUCCCCCCCAUCCCUGUUUGUUUCAGGUUGCUGAAACAGCUGCUGCAUUUGGGCUUGUCCUCAUUUGCUGCAGCCAAAGAAUUUGCCACCCCACUACUAUCACUGUACUUUCCAUUACAUUAUAGCAUUACAAGCUCCACGGAGCAGAUGAGUCUGUAGGUCAGAGCUCACCAACAGAUCCCAAUUAGUUUAGAGAACAGAUCUUGGUCCUGAUGGCUUUGUUUUUAGCCAGUAUCUGCAAAACAUGUUACAGAGGACUGCACUUGCUUCAGAGACUAAAAGUUUAAAACAGGAAAAGGUAAAAAAAACCCAACAAAACAAACAAACAAACAAAAAAACCCCACCAUUUUUUCUUAAAAUCAAGAAGUAACAAAUAUAUAGCUGCUAAAAACCAUGAAAAGGAUUAGAAUAUGAAGAUUAUUAAAUACCGAGUAGUGUUUAUUCAUCCUAAAGGUCUCGUUAAUGCUGAGGUGGGAACAAGCAAUGUAAAUCACAUAGACAACUUCUGACAAUGACCAUGUUUACAAAGCGCUGAGCAAUAGCAGACAGCUGCUGUGCAGGAGGAAAACUGCUGCAGAGCAAAGGAUGUGAGCAUUCUUCAUGCAGCUUAAGAGCUGCACACACACACAGCUCAGAGUCUCCACAAGCUGGUAGAAGAUCACACCUCAUAAACUCAGUUUUCUUUUACUCCCAGAAACCAGGAAGAAAUCCCUUCACUACUUCACUAGAUAGCUACAGAAUAACAAAGUAAUCAAAGCAAACCACUUGAGCCAGACCAAAUUCUUAAGCAUAAUUCAGAAAUAUUUAUUAAAAAACAAGCCCAAGUCUCACUUCUCCACUUCUCCUUUAUUUUAUGCUCUCUCUGGAAUCCCCCAAAUGAGAUGGUUUCUUGUUCCUCCUCCACCAUCUAUCUGCUCAGCAGCUGGUACAGAGUGACCUCCGAAUUCAAGAGAUAUGGAAACCACUCUUUCUCAUUUACAAACCAACAAACCUGCAGCUACCUUGCAUUCCUGCCUCAUGCCAGUGUGCAAUGAAAUGAAGUGCAAUGAAAUCCUGCUGCUCUGCUUAGUAUUUAAAGUACAUGGCAACCUAACUGAGGACUGACACAGCACCACACUCAGCAACUUGAGGUAUUGACAGCAGCUUCUCUUCUCCCCUGACUCACAUCACUCCAUGCAGAAAUCUUACCCAAGAUCCAGAACUGAACUCCUGCAUGCCCGUCCCUUUUCAGUGCUUCUUUCCCUUACUGCACACACCAAAGAAAGACAGUAACUUUCUCCUAUUUACUCUCCUUACACAUAGGAAACACAUGCAGUGCGAGGAAGCUAAUUAAAGCAGAUCUCUGCAGAACUUAAAAGCAAAGAGGUUUUGUCUAGCAGAGAAGAGGAAAAAAAAAAUAAUUUGGAAAAAAAAAAAUCAAUAAAACAGUAGACUGCAAAGUAAUAAAGGGCUUUUGGACAAUUUGAAGGAAAUAAAACAGGCUGUCCUCUAGGGCUCACACUGUACCUUUAUCUACCCAUCAUUUGAUUCACACCGAUAUUUAUACUUCCUUCUCCUAUACUUCCCACCCUCCAAGUGAGCAUAAUGGGGAAUCCUGCAGAUGGAUGGUUCUUUGUUGCUACUUUUUUCAACAAAGCUUGGCUUACAUCACCUCAUCCUAUUGAGAAAAGCCUGUAUCUGUAGGUACACAGGGUCUUGGUGUAUUUUCAAGUGUAGUCUGGCACUGCCACAGUAUGAUCUUAAAUUUUAAGUACUGUUUUUACUGAUAGUAAAAUACACAGGCUGUUGCUACUCCAAAGCGCACCUACAAAUGGCAGGUAAUAGAUAUACCAAGAACGGCCCUGAACUUGGCAGCUCCCAGCUUCCAGCAUUUCUACAGGGUGCCAGCCAACUUUUAACUUUGUUGUCCUAGAUACAGAAGGAUCUAUUUCCCCAGAAAAACCCAGAUAAAUGUAUCCUUUAAUUUUAAAAACCAAAUACUCAUAUUUGACAGCUAUUGCUAUCCAGAAGUGAAAAACAGAAAUGCUGUCACUGGCUGAUCUGCUCAAAACACCUUCAUACAUCAGUGGGAAGCAACUCAGGCUGAUCAUGCACGAAGAUACGACGGUCAUACGGCCAGGCCCAUUGCCAUCCCUAUUACUCAAGAUUUUUCGCUAAUAUAUUACUGUAUAAGAAACAAAUUCUCAACAUCUAUGUCUGAUACGAAAGAUCACUAGUCUAUGCACAGAGGUGUAGGUGUGCCAUGUAAACACCUCUGAUCCAUCUCUCAAACACGUGAAGUAAUUCUAAGCACAUUUCUCCACUAACUAAGAUCACCUUCUGGGAUGCAAGAAGUCAGGCAAAAUAAUGAAUAAGCUGUAUCUCCAGCUUAAAUAGGUUCUAAUUAAAAACCCUAACACAUUUUGUCUCAUAACGUGAAGUUAUUUGGCCUUAUUAAGUAGUUGCUUUUUUUGAGACUAAGUAAAAAGCAUGUGACUGCCUGAACUAAAAAGAAAAAAAAAAACUAUUAACCAUCCUGUACAACUCUGAGUACUAAGGUUGUCUCUGCGCAUACAGUCGCAGGCUUCCACGUGAAGAGCAGCACAGCAGCAGCUGGCACCAGUGCUCUGCAGUCAAAUGCAGAUUAGAUAGCUUGGUCUAUUCUGAACCCUCAAUACCCAUGCAUCUCACAAAGUCGCUGGGUGGCUCAGAGGAGAACCUCUUGGAAAUCCAUGAAAUCCAGCAACUCCUUCACUACAUCAUGAGGAGGAGCUAGCAUUCAGCAGCAACAGCAGCAACACUUUUGUCCUCAGCUAUGUCAUGAUGACAGGAAAAGGGGAAAUAAUUAUUAGAGGUGAGGAGCUGUUUCAGGACGAGGAAGUUUCCUAUCUGAAAAGUAUGUUUUGUUUCUGGCUGCGCAGCUUGCCAGCAACCACCUGCAACUUAGUGAGGACUGCAGCACCACUGAGCUUCUAAGAACAAUGCAAGGAGACCACCUCCACCUGUUGGUGAGUUCCCAUUGCUCUGGUGUGCUCUGUCAUUGCCACAGCCAAAUCAGAAUCAUAGAAUCACAAUGUUGGAAAUGACCUAUAAGAUCAUCUAGUCCAACUGUCUUCUCAUUACCAUUGCUACCACAAUCUACUAAACCAUAUCUCGCAGCACCUCAUCCAGACACCUCUUAAACACUGCCAGGGACGGCAACUCUACCACCUCUCUGGGCAGCCAUUCCAGUGCCUGACCACUCUCUGAGAGAAAAAGUUUUUCCUCAUGUGUAACCUUAACCUCCUCUGAUACAACUUGCAGCCAUUUCCCUGAGUCCUGUUUGUUGCCUGGGAGAAGAGGCCAAACUUUUCUUCAUCACAGCCUCCCUUCAGGAGGUUAUACUGUGCAGUGAGGUCUCCCCUGAGCCUCCUCUUCUCCAGACUGAACAAUCCCAGCUCCCUCAGCCAUUCCUCCUAAGACUUGUGUCCAGACCCCUCACCAGUUUUGUUGCCCUUCUCUGGACACGCUCCAGGGCUUCAAUGUCUUUCCUAUAGUGAGGGGCCCAAAAUGGAACACAAUAUUCCAGGUGCAGUGCAGCCUUACCAGUGCUAAGUAGAGGGGGGUGAUCACCUCCCUGCUCCUACUGGCCACACUAUUUCUAAUGCAGGCCAGGAUGCUGUUGGCCCUCUUGACCACCUGGGCACACUAUCAGCUCCUGUUCAGCCAGGCAUCAACCAACACCCCCAGGUCCUUCUUCUUCACAGUCACCCACCCAACUCAUUCCCAAACCUAUAGCACUGCAUGGGGCUGUUGUGACCAAAGUGCAGGACCCUACACUUGGCUUUAUUGAACCUCAUCACCUCAGCCCAGUGAUCCAGCUUAUCUAGAUCCCUCUGAAGGGCCUCCCUACCCUAAGGCAGAUCAAAUUAGGGACAAUUAUACACACAUUCUCAUGUUUUAUUCUAUCUUAAAUAAAGGCCAUCACUCCUCCUAAAAAGGGUAUGAAAACCCCAACCAACUGAAGAAAGAAUACAUACUUCAAGACAUCAAGGUGACCAACAAAAAGAAGAAAACACAGUUUUAUUGCUGUUUGUUCCCUUUUUCCCCCCUUUGCAAUUUUUUCUACUUAAAGACUUAAGAAAGCUGCAAAGAUAUUUUGGAACAUUGCUUAUUUUUAAUUAAAAAAAUAUUAGGGAUAGC
Molecule: messenger RNA, 8804 nt
Organism: Lagopus muta (rock ptarmigan)
Lineage: Eukaryota; Metazoa; Chordata; Aves; Galliformes; Phasianidae
Gene: PKNOX2
Product: PBX/knotted 1 homeobox 2
Exons: 17
Coding region: 536-1969 (477 amino acids)
Biological process (GO): regulation of transcription by RNA polymerase II
Molecular function (GO): RNA polymerase II cis-regulatory region sequence-specific DNA binding; DNA-binding transcription factor activity, RNA polymerase II-specific
Source: RefSeq, a predicted model, not a curated record